AUGGCCUCCUCCGCUACCGAGCAGGCCGUUGCGACAACCUCCAACAAUGACCACUUAGUGCAGUCGUCCGACCCGGAGCACCCGGCGAAUCUCAUUCCAGCACUGUGCCGCAACUUCUAUAACUGGGGAUGGGUCACCGGCACGGGCGGAGGUACCUCCAUCCGACAUGGUGAUCACAUUUUCAUUGCUCCUUCUGGCGUUCAGAAGGAGCUCAUGAAGUCCGAGAACAUUUUCGUGCUACAAUGGCCGACCAAGAAGUAUCCCGCCGAGGAGCGCAAUUAUAUCCGCAGGCCUCUUAAGCUUAACCCAUCCGCAUGCACGCCGCUGUUUCUCACAGCCUUUGAGCAUGGCGCUGGCUGCUGUAUCCACACCCACUCGCAAUGGGCCGUUCUGGUGACGCUCUUGGUGGAGCGGGAGAAGGGACCCGACGCCUGCUUCGAGAUUAGCACCAUUGAGCAGAUCAAGGGCAUUCCCCGCGGCAAGGGCAAGGGCAUGCACGAUUAUUAUGAUACUUUGCGCAUUCCCAUCAUUGAGAAUACCGCGUUCGAGGAGGAUCUGACCAGUGGCCUGGAAGCGGCUAUGAACAAGUACCCCGACACCUAUGCGGUGCUUGUUCGGAGACACGGAAUUUACGUCUGGGGCGACAACGUUGCCAAGGCAAAGACCCAAUGCGAGAGUUUGGAUUACCUCUUUAAGCUGGCCGUCGAGAUGCACAAGCUGGGCCUCCCAUGGGUCAAAUAA
This is a messenger RNA of Penicillium macrosclerotiorum, 741 nucleotides long. RefSeq names its product methylthioribulose 1-phosphate dehydratase MDE1 (gene mde1). NCBI's taxonomy places the organism in Eukaryota, Fungi, Ascomycota, Eurotiomycetes, Eurotiales, Aspergillaceae. Gene Ontology annotation, molecular function: methylthioribulose 1-phosphate dehydratase activity; metal ion binding. The transcript is spliced from 3 exons. The record is from RefSeq and is a predicted model, not a curated record. The coding region runs from base 1 to 741 and encodes 246 amino acids. Gene Ontology annotation, cellular component: cytoplasm.